AUGCGUACCCAACAAUUCCUCGCUCUCUCCGGCCUCAUUCUCGCUGGCAACGUCGCCAUCGCGUCGAAGCUAGACCACGACGAUGUUCCAAACCGCUGCUGGAAUGUUUGCGGUGAUGUCGUCGGGAUUUCCAAGAGCUGUGAUGCCCGACACGACAGUGAUUCCGCCGAGAUCAAAUGUAUCUGCGACUGGGAGAAAGCCAAGACUCAGAUUCCACUUUGCUCGGCCUGCAUCACCCAGUACCAGACCGACAGACGCAACAACAGCACCAACACCGACCACGACCACGACCACGAUCAUGACCAUGAUGACGACGACGAUGAUGAUGACCACGACCAUGACCAUGACCGCGAUGACGAUGACGACGACAACGAAGCCCUUGACCUAGUCCACUCGUGCUCCCUGAGCACAACAACCUACAACUCUGCCGCAACUGCAACUGCUUCUUCUACCAAUACCGGCACUGGCACUGGAACUGCUGCUUCUGCCACCGCUACAUCCACCGGUGGUUCCAGCUCCAGCGGAACCAGCCAGGACUCCACCAGCUCGAACUCGGGAUCUGCUGAAUCCGCGGGAUCUUCGGCGGGCUCUGCUGCUUCUGCUUCUGCGACGCCUGAUGCUGCGGUUGACCUCUCGCCUCGCGGGGUUGCUUCGAUGGCUGGUAUUGUGGGGUUGAUGGCCUUUGCUUGGCUGUGA
This is a messenger RNA of Penicillium olsonii, 696 nucleotides long. Lineage: Eukaryota; Fungi; Ascomycota; Eurotiomycetes; Eurotiales; Aspergillaceae. The record is from the annotation of a GenBank genome assembly.